Molecule: messenger RNA, 612 nt
Organism: Raphanus sativus (radish)
Lineage: Eukaryota; Viridiplantae; Streptophyta; Magnoliopsida; Brassicales; Brassicaceae
Exons: 2
Coding region: 1-612 (203 amino acids)
Source: RefSeq, a predicted model, not a curated record
AUGGCACACUUCACCCCUUGCAAGAAGACGACGGAUGCUGUACAAGUUGCAGUCCCUUUCUUCCGCGAGGUUUAUAGGCUUCAUGGCUUGCCGUUAUCAAUUGUGUCGGAUUGGGACUCGCGUUUUCUCAGUCACUUUUGGAGAUCGUUGGAUUUAGUCUUAUGUCAGGUUGAAUUCGCUCAUAACCAUGCAGUUAACAAGAGUACUCGUUUCAGUCCAUUUCGGGUAAUCUACGUUAUUGUCCCUCAUGGUCCUAAUUAUCUUGGAGUUUCACCGGAUGUUUCAAGUGACCAUGGGCAGGCGAUAGAUUGCUUGGCAAAUGCUUCAGCAAUACACGUGCAGGUUCAUGAUAAUUUACAACUAUCAACUGCAAAGUACAAAGAAAGCGAUGAUCGACAUUGUCGAGAUUUCCAAUUUAAAGUGGGGGAUUGUGUGUGGGCUGUCCUUAAUCGGGAAAGAUUCUAUGCAGGGGAUUAUAACAAGCUGAAGUCUCGCAAAGUUGGUCCAUUGGAAGUCCUUGAGAAGAUUAACAAUACGCAUAUCGUCUCUUGUUACCUACGGAUGCUCGAUACUCUGACGUUUUCAACUUCAAACAUCUCAUUCCUUUUGUAG